Messenger RNA from Coffea eugenioides, 309 nucleotides. RefSeq names its product endo-1,3;1,4-beta-D-glucanase-like. The transcript is spliced from 3 exons. NCBI's taxonomy places the organism in Eukaryota, Viridiplantae, Streptophyta, Magnoliopsida, Gentianales, Rubiaceae. The coding region runs from base 1 to 309 and encodes 102 amino acids. The record is from RefSeq and is a predicted model, not a curated record. Gene Ontology annotation, molecular function: hydrolase activity.
AUGACUGUUGUGAAACUAGCAAAAUAUGACAGUAUUCAGGCUGCAGUUAUAUUACAUCCUGGUUCAAUAUCUGAGGAUGACAUACAUGAAGUUAAGGUCCCAAUUGCUUUACUAGGAGCUGAGACGGAUCAUUUAUGUCUACCUGAGCUUUUGACUAAGUUGAAUGGCAUUUUAACUGAAAAACCUGAGGUUGAUAACUUCUUGAAGAUAUACCCCAGUGUAAAGCAUGGAUGGAUACUAAUGUACAGUGACGACAAUGAAUUCGCUGUUAAGGUGGCAGAAGCAGCUCACUCAGACAUGUUGAAUUAA